Molecule: messenger RNA, 12276 nt
Organism: Volvox carteri f. nagariensis
Lineage: Eukaryota; Viridiplantae; Chlorophyta; Chlorophyceae; Chlamydomonadales; Volvocaceae
Exons: 42
Coding region: 1-12276 (4091 amino acids)
Source: RefSeq, a predicted model, not a curated record
AUGUCAACAAGUCCUUGGCCUGACCGUCAAUGUAUGGUAUUGCUAGCCUUUUAUCUUUUAUCCACCGGCAAGGAAGAAGGGCAGUUUGCCCACGAGUUGCGCAUAAUCUCGCUCAAUCGCAUUGAGGAAGAAUGGAAAGCUUGCUACCAAAGUCCAUUGGUGCCGUCUCAUCACGGCCACACUUCAGUCUACGAUUUGGUGCAAUCAGCAACCACCGCAGCCCGCAUGGAGGCGUGGAACGGAGAAUGGCGCUGGAAGGCCACCUUAAACGCCGCGGGUGCCGAAGAGCUCGUAGAGUUUGUUAGGACUGAGAUCCUGGAGUCCGAUGUUAGCGCUGCUGUAGCAGGCGCCCAUCUGGGUCAGCAGAACCGCAUCUCCCGUUACGUGUCGUACCAACGCGUCAAGGACUGGCUUCAAAACUUCUACCUUGCAGGCCGGACGUUCGAGUCACUUGGGUUGCACCCGCCCCGCAAUCUGGCCAAUCUGAUGCACCUGGAUCGCCGAGUGAGCGCCAACAUCACAGCGUACUGCGCGGCAAGGUGUGUGGUGACGCUGUGGGAGCUGGAGCAGCACCUCAGCCAGGUGGAGGUGGUGGACAGCUACGAGGCGCUGCGGCUGGGGCCGCUAGUGGACCACCCCGACGUGCGCAGGGUAUUCUUCCCCGCCGACUUCCCUCCGGGCCUGCAGCAGGCAGUGUCUAAGUGGCGGGGAAAACAGCACCCGCAGCUCAAGGCGCGGGACGGCUGGGGCCGCGAACAGGAGCCGGAACCGCCGCCGCAGCCAACGGGACCCUUUCCUGCCGUUACAGCGUACGACGUGGCGGCUGCCGUACGGCAGCAGCUUGCUUUGCAGGGCGUGGAGGAGUGUCGACGUGCCGCCGCGGCGGGGGCUGCCACGCCGCAAGGUGCAGUCCUGCUUGCCGGCGUGCUGGGAUCCGUCGCGGCGGCGGCGAGGGUGUGUACGGCAGCGGGAGACUGGCCACCUGCUCGUGAGGCGCCGGAACUGUGUGCUUGGUUGAUGGCGCGGCAGUUGGGAGUUGUGGUCAACGACUUGCUGCUGUACGUCAACAUUGCCACGAUUGCCAUUCAGGACGAGCAGGUAGCGGCGCUGCGCGCCGCAGCUGACGUGUCACGACGGCCGCCUACGGCGGUGGCCGCGGCAGCCGCGCCGCCGCCACCGCCGCCACCGCCGCCGCCGCCGCUGCCGCCGCAGCAGCAUCAACGGGGGUUCCACCACCAGCAGCAGGCGAUGGCGCUGUUAGCGGGCACUGCGGGGCAGCGACGGCCGCCGCUGCCCCUGGAUAAUGCGGUCUACUACUUCAUGGUUUCGAAGCGGCAAAUGGAAACGGGUCGUCGGGAGCAAGUGGUUACGAACCCUCGGCGGCACGACCAGCAGCAGCUUCACUUCUCUCGGAAGGUCACUGAGGCCCUAGCUGCUUUGCGGGGGGAGGGGCGGGAGGCAGCAGCGGGGGCAGGGACAGAGGAGGAGGAGGAGGAUGCCGACGAGGACGAGGACGGGGAGGAGGAGGACGACGAGGAGGAGGGCGAUGACGCGGAUUCAGCAGGGGAGGAGGAUUCGGAGGAGGCGGAGGAGGGACCAGGGCUCGCUGCCUCCGCCGCCGGUGCUGUUGCGCGGCGUGUCCAUGUGGGGCUACCCAAAAAUGAUAUCCUGAUCAGGAAACACCUGCGCAAGGUGACCAGAGGUCAGGGGACCGGGGGAGCUUUCAUUGGUGGUCGGGAGGGGUCAUACGGCCUGCGCGAAGACUUUGGAUGGCCGCAGCUGCAGACGGCCCUGCAAGAGCUGGUGCGGGAGGCGCUCAGCGGGCCGAGGAGGGGGUCGCAGUUCUUCGAUGACGCGGCGGCUCACAUCGCCACAAAGUGGUUAUUGCCGCUGGCGCAGGCCAAGGCCGCCGCCGGGAACACGAAAUGGCUGCAGACGCUUGCGGGUUCCGGAGCCAGCUCCCUCCACCACCACCACCAUCAGAAGCAGCAGCAGCAGCAGCAACUCCCGAAGCGAGUCCAGCGGGAGACGGAGGCCGCCGUGUCCAAGCUGGCGGGACACGAUGUCUUUAAGAUGUUGCUGCGUGCCGUACACGCCGCCAUGCGGGGUCGGCUGCGUGUACAUGAAACCCAGAUGGCGGCAUUUCGCGAAUGGGCGGGAGGGGGGCGGGAGGGGGCACCGGGCACCGGCACCGGCAGCAGCGGGGCCGGGACCCGGACGGGGGCCCUGACGUCACCUUCCCCGCCCCCGGGUGCUGGCGCUGGCGCCACCGCCACCACCACCGCCACCACCGCCACCCGUAGCUCGGAGCCCGUGCAGGAUUACUUGGAGAUGUUGGUCGCCAUGCCGUACCCCACCAUCGCGCAUCAGGCCAAGUUGGUGUCGAGGAAGGGGAUAGCGAAGCGGCACAUUGCGGAGGCGUUCGGCGUACCGCGGGGAGGCGAGUUCGGCUCCGGCCAGCUCCAGGACGUAUUCCAGCAGGUGGUAUCCCAGGCGCUGGGCGGCGCCCGGGUGCAGCCCCAGCCCGCGGAGGCCUUCUACGAGUCGGUUGCCGCGCUGCUCAGCCAGCAGUUCUUCGGUGUCAUUCUGGAGGGCCAGGCAGCCGAGGGCCGCAGCACCGCCGGCGAGGUGGGCCGCGCCGGGAAGUCCGACAGCUACUACUUCUCCCCCGCCAAGACGGAGGAGCGCAUCGGCAGGCUCGGUGAGCAGCUGGUUCGGAACAAGUUCUUCCGCAUGAUGCUGCGUGUGCUGCACGCGGCCAUGCGGGGGCAGAUGGCUCCCCGGCCGCAAACGCAAACGCAUGGGAAGGCGAUCGAGGCCGACAGCAGCGAUGGCGGCGAUGAGCCGUACAUCCGCGGCGCGGCGGACCGAGCGGCGCUACGGACGGCGUUGUUGCGGUCGCCGAAACGCCUGCGGGGGGGAAAGCGCGGGGGCAAGCACGUGACGGCAGCGGCUGCCGCCGCCGCUGCCGCCGAGACGGCCGGGCUGUGUGGCCUGGUGGAUGCGUUCCAGCGUGUGGAGGCGGCCCUGGCGGCUGUUCGGCCCCCCGCGGGGUGGACCUCCCAGGCGCUGUCGCGUCUGCGGGAGAGGCUGCUGGGGCCGGGGGGGGAGGGGGGUGGCGGAGCCGCCAACGCUGGCGGCGGCGACGGCAGCGGCGGCGGCGGGGCCAACCCCUUUCGCGGCUGGGCUUCCGGCCAUGAAAAGUGGGUGCUGGAGCGCCGCGUUGCCGAGCGAUUGGCGCGACAGCUACAACUACAGCUCGUUUUGCCGUCUAUAGCCGCGGCGGAAGGCACCAAGAUGAGUGCUGCAGCCUCCGCCUCCGCCGCCCAUGCCGCCGCUGCCUCCGCCUCCGCGGUGUCAUGCGUGUAUGUUUCCUCGGGCCUGGGCUGUUCGCUGUUGUCCGCGCUCGAGGUGUCCGGGGACUUGGGGCUCGUGACGGCCUUGGCUGGGGAUGAGGACGGCCCGGCUCGGGCGCCGCUGCACCAGGUUCUGGAGCUGGUUGCGGAGGUGCUUCGGAGCUGCAGACUGGCGGGCGCGACCAUUGACUGCACUGGCACUCACGAUGACGAUGACGAUGACGUUGAACGGGAGGGUGCUGGCGCAGCCGCCCCUGUCGUCGCCACCGCCACCACGGAGAGCGGCUGCCCCGAAGGCCGUGAAGGAGGAGGUUUGAUUGCCGCCGUCGUGUCGCGCGCGCUGUGCUGCCACUACGGAGUGCACCGCGUCGAAUGUCUGGGACAUGGACCCGUGGGUCGCUUGUUGGCGCUGGCGUCGCGCGGCCGCGCCACGCCGCCGCUGGGCUGGCACUCCGCUGUCGCACUGGCGCCCGCGGCGCUCUCCUCCUCCUCCUCCUCCUCCUCCUCUUACCGCUUCUGGACCUCCUCCUCAAACGCCGACGCAGCCGCUGCACCCUGCAUCCCCGAGGCGACGGUGGCGGCCGCCGCCGUCACAUCAUCCGCGACGGCCGUUGGCGCUCUGGGCUGUGUGGGCCGGGUUGCGGCCCUGGCCGCCCUCCGUGCCGCUCCGGAGCUGAGUGACCUGCGACUGGUGACGCAGUGGAGUUCGCUGUUCGAGUCGGAGCUGGGGCCACUUGAGGAGUUCUUGCGGGCGGAGGGGGCCGCUGCGGCAGGGAUGGCGGUUCUGGAGCUGCCGCUGCCGCCCGCUGGAGGCCCCUCCCUGGAGUUGGCGGCGGGAGGGCGCCUGAUUAAGCUACCUCACGCGGCCACGCCGGCGGAUGUGAUGGUACGAGCAGCGGUGGGGGAUGCGAGGGGCGUGGCGGCGGCGUUGCUGUCCGCGGUGGCGGCGGCGGGGGGCCUGGCGGGCUGCCCCACCGUGCUCCUCUUCCGCCACCUUGGGGAGGCGCUGGCGGACUUGGCGCGUCAGGCGGCUGGCAGGGCUGAGGUGGCGGGUGAUGGCGGGCCGAUCCUGGCGCGACCUGCAGCUCCCGGAGGUGGCGGCUCCGACGGCGCCGCCAGGACGGCGUCGGCGUCAACGGCAGUGGUGGCGGUGGGGCCGCCGCAGCACUUGGCGGCAGUGGCGCGCAGCUGUUUGCACCACCUGGGAUUCUGCAUGGGUGUAGAGGCGUGGCAGGAGGACUGGCGGCGGCUGUACGGCGGAGGGGCUGACGGCGGCGGCGGGGAUGGCGACGACGAGGGCGGCGGCGCCGUCGCGGCGGCGGCGGCAGCGGCAGCGGUAGAGGGUGACGGCGCCAGGGGUUGGGAGUUCGAGACAGCGGCGGGCGUGGAAGACAUGGAUGUGGAUGUACGGCAAGGCGCGGAGCAUGAUCACCAUCAGCAGCAGCAGCAGCAGCAGCAGCAGCGCUUCGUGGAGUCCAUCCGGCGCGAGGAGUUCGGUGAGGGGUUGGAGCUGGGGGGUGAGGCGGCGGCGCUCAGCGGGCGGCUGGCUGCCCGCACGGGUCGGGCGCUGCAGCGGCUGGCGGCGGAGCUGUACUCCGCGGACAGCCACUUCGUAAUGGAGCUGGUGCAGCUGCCGCUGCUGGCGUUGUUGCUACUGCCGUCACACUCCGUGCCUUGCCGUACAUUCCUUCAGAACGCGGACGACAACUCCUACCCUGCCGGAGUGACCCCCUGCCUGGAGUUCGUGUUGCAGCGGGACGUCAUCACCGCCGCCAACAACGAGGUGGGGUUCUCCCCCGCCAACCUGCGGGCACUGUGCGACGCGGGGGCCUCCACCAAGUCGCGAGUGACAGGCUACAUCGGUCAGAAGGGAAUCGGUUUCAAAAGCGUCUUCCGCGUCAGCUCCGCUCCGCAGCGCCGUCGACCUCCGCCGCUGAGAUCAGUUCUUUCCGCUACGGUACGGCAAUUGUGCUUCCGCUGCGGCACGACAUGUCCGGAGGAGCAACGGCGGCGGUUGCGGGGCGGCCACCGCCGGGAGCUGCUGACGGCGGCGGCGGCCUCGGCGAGCGCGCGGUUGCAGCGCAUUGUCGUGCGUGAUGAGGUGGCAGCGGCGGCGCCGGCGGCGGCUGAAUUGCCCGCCGGUGGCGGCAUCCCCGUCGCCGGCGUUGUAGACCUCCCUGGAGCCGGUCCCGCCGGUCCGCUACAGCAGCAGCAGCGGCGGCGGCGGCAUGCAGGCGGCGGCGGAGGCGCCGUUCGCGUUGUGGAGAUGGAGCGACGUCAGGUGGCCGACUGGGUCGUUCCCUCCAGUCGUGAGGCUCUGGAUGUGGACAGCCCCUGGAACCAGGAGCUGAGAGCCCGGCUGCCGGGGCUGUUCCUCCGAGCUCUGGCCGUCUUCAAGCAGCUGCCGCACCCUUACGUGGCCGCCAGCGGGGCGGCUGCGGCGGCUGGUACGACCACUGCCUGCGGCGGCGGCGGCGGCAUGCAGUGUAUUGGGCAGCAGCACCAGCAGCACCAGCAGCGGCGCGCUGCGGAAUUGUUUUGGUUGGACCAGUGGUUGCGGUGUGUUCCGUUGGAGGGCGAGGCGCAGGGCUUCUUUGCGGGGCUGCCACACAGCAUCGCCACCCUGCUCCGAGCUGCACCUUGCAUCCCCACUGCGGAUGGCGGCUGGGCCACUCCCUCCGAAACCGCCGUGUGCUCGCCCGAGCUGGUGAUGGCUUCGGAGCUGAUGGAGCUCAUGGGCGCCUCCGCACCGCCACCACCACCACGGCCACCGCCGUCACUCGGACAGUGCGGCCCUCCGGGAGUGGUGGAGGCCACCGAGGAGGUGGAGAAGGAUCGGGAGAAGGGCUGUCCGGGCACAGAGGAGCACCCGCAGCAACAGCCGCCGCAGCCGCAGCCGCAGCAGCAGCGGGCUCGUGGUAUGGUGGCCUCGCUACCCCAGUCACACCCCGCACCACGGCAGUCACCGCUGUUAUCGGUGUUGGGGCUGAGGCUGGUGGCUGCGGAGGCCAGCGCAGCGUUUGGCGACGGCAGCAGCGGCGGGGAGGCCGCGCACGUAGGGGCUCAUCACAUGACCCGUGGGUCACUACUGCGGGAGCUGCGUGCGCUGCCGAUCCUGCCACUCCAGGGGGGCGGCUGGGCAUCCAUCGACCAGCUGCGGCGGCAGCAGCAGCAGCUGCGGCAGCUGCCGGAGCAGGGCGGGGGGAGGGAGACGGAGGAGGAGGAGGAGGACGAGGAGGAGGAGGGAGUUCGGUUGCGGGCGCGCGGUGGCGCUUUGUACGGCAGUAGUGCCGCUCACUCCUGCGGCGGUCCCGUACUUUUCUUCCCUCUCCCAGACUCCGCCAAUGGCAAUGGCGCUCUGGGCGGCGGCGCCGGGGGGGAGGCGGACCCGACGGCGGCUCUAAAGGGGCAGCAGCGCAGGCUGGAGCUGCAGCGGGGCCUGGAGGAGCUCGGAGUCCACUACCUGGCUCCCGAGGACAUUGUACUGCGGCUAGCCAUCCCCGCCCUCACAUCCGCGGAGGCCUUCACAGCCACCGCCGCGACCACUGCAGUUCGCGAUAGCCCUUCCCCGCGCCGCGCCAGCAACGGCCUCCUACUGGUUCGCUACCUGGCCAUGACGCUGUUGGCCGGCAUGGUGCAGCACGAAGGAGCCGCCAACAGCACGGCGGCGACGGACCCACGGGUCGUCGGAGGUUUCAGCUCCGCCAAUGCGACUGGCUACGGAGGUGGAGGUGGCGGCAGCUCUGGCGGGAUACGGCAAGGUUUGGAUUCUGGGGACACGGCGGCGCCUGGGGCCCUCCGUCGUCGGCAAGCGGCGUGGCUUCUGAAGGCGCUGCGGAAGCGAUGCGCCGUGCUCACGACCAACGGCGGCGGUUUUCUUGUCGACGGCGUACUGCAGCUCCCAGCGGAGGCUUGUAAGACGGCGGCGGCUCCGCCGCCGCUGCACCGGCCCCGCGCACGGAAGCGCAAGGGUGGCCAGCAUCAGCCCCAGGCUGAGCAUGGUGGCGGCGGCGGCGGCGCCGCCGCCGCCGCCACGCCAGGUGUUCAACCCAAAGGGGUGACCUUGGCGGAGGCAGCUGCGUACGGCAUUGGGUCGGCGGCUGCACCCGACGGCGCCGGCAGCGGCGGCGUGCUGUACCUGCCCUCCUCAUUGGUCUCCGCUGCUGCCGCUGCCCCUGCUACGGCAGUGACGGUGGGAGAGCAGUACGGCGGCGGCAGUACGGCGGCGGCUCUGAGUUUGGGUGACUUGCUGCCGCUGCUUCCCGGCGGCCUCACGGAAUCGCGCAUCUCGGAAUGGCCGAUGUUGUCGGAGGCCUACCUGGAGCUGUUUCCCGCCUUCCGGCGCUUGCAGCUGGAGGAGGUACCUCUCCCCCGGCAGCGGCCGCAGGAGCAGCAGCAGGAGCAGCAGCAGCAGCACGGUGGUACGUCUUCAGCGGGGGCUGCCCAGCUGGGCGCUGUCGGAGUGGGGGAGCAGCAGCAGCAGCAGGAGCAGCAGCAGGUUGUGGUGGUACAGGACUGGUCGUGUCCGGCGCUGCUGCGGCUGCUGCAGCAGGCGACGGCGGCGGCGGAGGAGGAGGAGGAGAAGGGGGGCCCUAUCCGCUCGCCACCCCUUUCCUGCCGUGUUAGGAUCCUCAUCGAACUUGCGGGCUACUCGCGGACUGUCACCCUGUCGCUGCCCCCUCCCGUGGGGCUCCUCCAGCUGUUGGCGGUGCACUGGAGGGACUUCGCUCACGCCAUGGAGGCGCAGCUGGUGCAGCAACAGCCGCAGCAACAGCCGCAGCUACAGCCGCAGCUACAGCCGCAGCAGCAGGUGCCACAUGCAGACUCUAUGGUCGGCCGCCACCACAGCGCCGCUGCCGCGGCCGCGAGCUCGGGGCACACUAAGGGGGGAGGACCUUUGGGUCCGAGCUCGUUGGCGAUGGCGCUGCGCAGCAUCCCCUGGCUGCCGGCCACACUGCCGGGAUGUGGCGGCGGCGCCGCCGGGCAUAAAGCUGCUGGCGGCGGCGGCGGCGGCGAUGGCGCUGACGGACGCCACUUCCGCGGCCUGAUGCGCCCAAUUGACACUUUCGCGCCGCUGCCGUACAUUCAACGACUUCUUCGGGACCAUGUGCCGUACGCCGACGUGUCGGCAUGCACAGCCGGAGGAGUUAUCCUUGGAGGGGGCCGCUCAGGCACCACGAGGGCUAGUGGCGGCGGUGACGGCGGUGACGGCGGUGGCGGUGGGGAAGCUGGCCGCGUCACCCGAAAGGAGGAGGAGGAGGAGGUGAUCACGUUGAUGUUACGGCAGCUGGGUGUGGUUUCGGAGCUGACCCCGGGGUUAGUCCUUCAGCUGCUGACGGGAUGGUCACGUGGGUGCGGUGGGGGAGCGGGCCGCAUGACCGGGGCGACGGCGGCGGCGGCAGCGGCAGUAGCACUACGACGCGGCGGCGCCGUCGGCACGGACGAUGAGACGAGGAGGGAUGUUCGGUUAGCAGCCGGGGGAAAAGGGGACGACAGGUACGACGGCGGCGCGGCGGCGGCGGCGGCGGCGGGACAGCCAGGGGAAGCUGACGGCGGCUUCACUUCGUCGUUGGCGGUCAUGUCCGGGUUGUACGGCUUCAUUGAGGCACACCUGCAGCAGCUCGAGGGCGCGGCGGCAGCGGCGGCCGCCGCCGCUGGCGGCCGCGCUCUGGGAACGGCGGAUGCAGAAGGAGGAGGAAUAGGAGCAGCGGCGGCGGCGGCGCCGGCACCUGCGGCGGCGGAAGGCCUCUUACAAAUGGUGGUGGAGGCGUUCUCUCGGGAGCCGCUCAUUUGGUUGCCGGACGACCCGAGGGUGUACGACGCUGCUGUACGAGUAGCAGGGGCAGCAGCUGGCAGCGGCGGCGGAGGAGUAGUAGGAGGGCGAGGACCCCAAGGACAGGGCGCUACCGGCGGCCGCUCGUCCCCGCCGCGUGUCGUACCUGGACGGUUCUACAAGUGCAGCCAGGUGGUGUUGGAGGACCCGGCGGAGGUACUGGACGGCAUUCAGGGGCUGCGGACCAAACAGCAGCACCAGCAGCCCGUGGGGCCGCCCCCCCGGCUUCUACCCCCCCCGUACCUGGGGGGAGCUCAGCACCGGGUAUCUGGGCACCAGGGGCCGAGGGGGGGACCGGGAGGAACGCAGGGGGCGGCUGGAGGAGGCGGAGGCGGAGGCGGCGGAGGCGGCGCCUCUGCAGGUGCGUUUUUCGCUCGUCUGGCUCGGACGACGACGCGCUGCGGGGUCGCGGCGGCGGGAUCCGCUAGCGCUGCCGACGACGGCGGCGACGGCAACGACGAGGAGGACGUGCGCACGGAGAGGAAUCCCGCUGCGGCGGUUACGGCUCCCGGUGCGGCUGCUCCAGGGGCCCCGUGGGGAAAAGCAACCACCAACGCCAAGCCCACAAACCUCCGUAGCGGCGCCGCCGCCGCUGCGGCCAGCGGCGACGUGUACGAUGAGAACGCCAUUGACCUCGACCUGGACGACGACGACGGCGGCGGCGGCGGCGGCGGCGGUGGAGGAGGAGGACAGGAAGAUGGCAGCGGCAGUGCAGCCGCCGCCGCCGCCGGCCCUGCUGGGGACUGCCUUCGAGGACGCCGGGGGGAUCCAACCCUGGAGCCCCCUCACGCUACCGCCGCCGACUCCUCCUUGCCGCGUCCUAGAAUGCUGAUCGCCGCGAGACCAUCCGUACCGGACUAUUUGGCGUGUCUCCGCAGCUGCGCUGCAGCUGCUGCUGCUGCUGCGGCAGCGGCGGUGUCAGUGCAGAGAGUCAAGUCGGGGACGGGGCCUUCCCGCGGCGCCGCGGAAGCAGCCGCUGGCGCCGUCGGGGGGGGCGCACGAGAGGAUGCGGCGGCGGCAGCGGACGACGGGCCCGUGACUGCGGCUCUGCGGAUUUACGCGUAUUGGGCCCAAAUGAUGGCGGCGGGAGCACUGGCGGCGGCGGAGGUGACCGCGCUGGGAAGAUGCAUGCAGCGCGAGCCUUUGCUGCCCUGCGUGUCGGCCCGCUGGUGUGCCGCUGGCGGCGGCGGCGGCAACACGUCCGCUGUGGCGCUGCUGAACGAUGACCCAUGGGUCGUGGAAGUGCUCGCGGGCCCGGCCUGCCUGGAGCUGGUACGGCUACCGACGGAGGAGGACGAGGCGGCGGCGGCUGUGACGGUGGCGGCGGCCAUCACGGCGGAGGGCGGAGAGCUGAGGGCGGAGAGCUGGAGGGCGCGGAGGAGAGGCGGCGGCGGCGGAGCGACGGCUGCGAGGGGACCGGCCGGCAGUCGUACUGGCGGCGCCGAGGGCCCCACGGCGGCGCUCCUGGAAGCGCUUGGGGUGCAGCCGGUGUCACGCUGCGUGCGUUUCAGGUUGGUGGUUGGUUUCGGGGCCCCCAAGGGGUGCAGCCGGAGGGUCCGCCUGCGUACGGCACAAUGGUGGAAUCGGCGGGUGCUGGUGGUGCCGGCCUUCACGGUGACGCUUUGUGUUGGCGGCAGUACGGCGGCGGAGGUCGCGGCAGGUACGGCAACGGCGGCGGCUCGUGCGUGGUCAGCGGCACCGGCGGCGGCGACGACGACGGCGGCGGUUGCGGUGCGGUGUGGUGCGGUGAUGGUGGGUUCGGAGCUGUACGUACAGCGGGGGGAGGUCACCAACUUCACCGCCAUCAGCAGAGAGCUCAGCAGGCUCUUCCGCGGCGGCCGGCCCUGGCCCGCUCUAGCAGAGAGGCUGCUGGGGGCGCUGAUGGCGGCGGCGGCGGGAGCUGACGUGGCGCAGCUGCUGGAGCACCAGGGAGUGCGGCCACUGCCGCCGUCGCCGCUGAUGGCGGCAGAUCUGGACGGCGGCGGCGGUGGCGGCGGCGGUGGGGGCGGAAGGGAAGGAGGAGGAGGCGGGGGACGGGGAGGGGGGCAACGGGAGCAAGCAGCCGCCAACGGACAGGAUCCUUGCAGCUCCGCUGGUGUACGGCACCGGCGGUGGCGGCUUCCGCCGCCUCUGCCGCCGCCACCGCCACCGCCGCCGCCGGCGCCGCGGCCAGAACCACAUCCCGAGCCCCUGCGCGGUGCGGGCCCUGUACGGGGCCCUGCACGGGAGCGGAAGAGGCGGAAGACGAGCGGCGGCACAGCCGAGGAAAGCCAGGAAGCGGCCGCGGCGGCGGAUGCGGCGGCGGCGGAGGAAUACGGCCAGGGGCUGACGGCGGUUCUCCAAAGCCCUCCUCACGGCCAAACAGGUGUUGCGAAGGGGCGAGCUGGCCUCAAGCGGCGUCGUGGCGAGUCCGAUAAUGAUGAUGGAGCUACAGCCGCCGCCGAUCCCAGGGCUACCGUACAGCAGAUCCCACCGCCGCCGCCGCCGCCGCCGCCGCCGUAUCCUCGCUCUCUCGAGGCUUACGGCGGCGACGACCCCAUUCGCUGUGACACGGCCGCUGCCGUACAGACGGUGACGCACCAGCAGCCACCCGAGCGGAGCGCCCAGGACCGCAUGCGCAACGCCGCGCAGUGGUGGAGUGUGGAGGGUCCGCGGAGGGCCGUACGGGAGGAGCUUGAGCGCCGGGCGGCAGCGGCCGGAGGAGGAAGAGGAGGGGGAGGAGGGCGAGGGGGUGCUGCGGAGAGCGGGGCCAUGCAGCGCCGCAGGCCUGGUGCCCGGGCGGGGAGCGCUUCUGCGGACCGAGUAACUUGGCUCAACCGGGACCAGGAGAGCUACAUGCCGUACGACAUGUACAUCUCCCACGCUGACGAAAGUGUGACGUACAUUGAGGUCAAGACCAGCGCCAGCGGCUCCAAGGACUUGUUCGAAAUCAGUUUGGCCGAGCUCAGGUUCGCCGAGGAGCAGGGCGAGCGGUACGUGGUGUACCGGGUGCUGGGCGGCGGCGGCCCCAACCCAGCCAUAAUGCGGCUGCCUAACCCCGUGAAGAUGCUCCGGGACAAGGCCGCAAAUCUGUUGCUGGUGCUGUAA